Messenger RNA from Culex pipiens pallens (northern house mosquito), 1119 nucleotides. It is a transcript of the gene Ing5, whose product is annotated as inhibitor of growth protein 5. Gene Ontology annotation, cellular component: nucleus. The record is from RefSeq and is a predicted model, not a curated record. The coding region runs from base 130 to 981 and encodes 283 amino acids. Gene Ontology annotation, biological process: regulation of DNA-templated transcription. Lineage: Eukaryota; Metazoa; Arthropoda; Insecta; Diptera; Culicidae. The transcript is spliced from 4 exons.
CACACACACACAAUCCGUGAUGGCUGCUGCUUGUUGAUGGCGAUUUUCCAAACAGAAGCUUAAAAAUACCAGAUUUCCCGUGCAAAAAAAAGUUUUACUCCUCUCAAAUAGACAUCACAUUUUACGAAGAUGACUUCUGCGCUGUAUUUAGAACACUAUUUAGAUGGUUUGGAGCAUUUGCCGAACGAGCUGAAGCGUAAUUUCACGUUGAUGCGCGAGCUGGACUCCCGGGCCCAGGGUAUGAUGAAAUCGAUCGACGAAAAGGCCAACGAGUUCAUGAAACAGCUGGUAAACACAAAGGAAACCUUUCCGGACGACGUGAAAAAGGAAAAGCUGCGAACGAUCCAGGAGCUGUUCAACAAGGCGAAGGAACUCGGCGACGACAAGGUCCAGCUGGCCAUUCAGACGUACGAGCUGGUGGACAAACACAUUCGCCGGCUGGACUCGGAUUUGGCCAGGUUCGAGGGCGAAAUCCAGGACAAGACGCUGAACGUGCGGGAAAAGUCCGAGGAAGCGGUCACGAAGAAGGGCGGCCGGAAGAAGGUCAAGGAUACGAAAAAUUCGGCCAAAAAGAAGCGGGCCCACUCGUCGGAGGACGAGGGCCGGACGGCGGGCGCUAGCGGGGCCAGUGGUGCGGCCAGCGGCGGAGCGAGCGCGAACGGUAAAGGCAAGAACAACAAGAAGCAGAAGGUAAAUCAAGAAAAAGAAGGCCGCAAAGGUCAGAAGAAAAACGCCGAACUGGAUGACAGCGCCCAGGAGGGCCACGGCACGCCCCACCCCAGCGACGUCCUGGACAUGCCGGUCGACCCGAACGAGCCCACCUACUGUCUGUGCCACCAGGUGUCGUACGGCGAGAUGAUCGGUUGCGACAACCCGGAUUGCCCCAUCGAGUGGUUCCACUUUGCGUGCGUCGGGCUGACCACCAAACCGAAGGGCAAGUGGUUCUGUCCAAAGUGCUCACAGGAUCGCAAAAAGAAGUAAGCCGUUCGUGCCGCGACGGCGGCGACGAUUUCCGUUUUGUGACAAAGAAAUGCGAGCGCGCGUGAGACGAAUGUGUUUCGGAUGUGAAUGUUUGGGAAAAAUAUAUAUUGAUUGAACCUAUUAGUAUUUCAAACUGAA